UGAAAGGGCGCAGAAUCCCUGGGGCUCGGCGCGCCAGGUCUCUGUGUGAGGCUGCCGGGCCCUCUCUCCCGCCUCCCGCUUCCAGGCGGGAUGGGAUGGGAUGGGAUGGGAUGGGAUGGGAUGGACGGCGCCUCGCCCUCCCCGCCGCGGAACGUUUAGAGGCCGGAACCUGCCGCCCGCCUGGCGGGGAAGAGGCGGGGAAAGAGAAAAGAGCGGACGCGGCGCCGCCGCCAUUGCACAGGUUCCGCUCCCGCCGCCAUUCCCGACCUGUCCCGGCCAUGUACCGGCCGGGAUUCCGCGCCCCGACACCUCCCUACGCGGGCGGCGGCUUCCGGAGCCCUCCCUCCGGCGGAGGGCCCCUGCCGCCCUCUCCGCGGGGCUACGGGAGCCCCCACCACACGCCGCCCUACGGCCACCGGCCCGGGCCCUACGGCAGCGGCCUCUCGCCCCGAGGCCCCGGGUUCCACGGGCGCUUCGGGAGCCCCUCGCCCGGGGCGCAGACCCCGCGCAGGCCGCAGAGCGUCAGUCCCCGGUACCCGGCUCCGUACGGCGGCGCGUCCCCGGCCGGAGCGCCUCUGCACCCGCCGCCGCAGCACAAGCGCUCGCCCGGCGGCUUCCAGAGGCACUUCCAGGGAUCACCCAGGACAUCUACUCCAUUUGGUACAGCGCAUGGCAGAGAGAAAAGAGUGUCUAAUGAUGUGGAAAACUAUUACAGACCUUCAAUGCUUGAGGACCCAUGGGCUGGCCUAGAGCCAGUUUCUGUUACAGACAUAAACCAGCAAUACAGCAGUGAGCAAACAACAUGUACUGGUAAAAAAGGGAGGUAUUUCAGCUAACACUUUUAAAGGCCAAAUAACUCCAUCUUGUCAGGAAAACUUUGGGACAGAAUCUUUACACUUACACAAGAUGAACAAUAAUCAAGACCUUAGAUAAUACUUUUACUUCAUCACAUGUCCACCCUUUUAUCCUACCUUUUUUUAUUGCAUUGGAUAUUUUUAUGUAUGGGAGGCAAAAGGAGUGGUAGGAAAACUUUUAUUUCUGGCUAUGUGGAAGUGCCUACCAGCUCUGAAGAACAAAGUGUUCUUUAAUCACCAGCGACUGAUUUGUGACUGUUAAAACAAGUUUCCAUAUACUUACCUCUCCCAUGCCAGAUUGUUUGCCUUUUAUUGUGAAGUAUCUUAGGGAGUGGUAUUUUUUUAUGUUUCAACAAUUUUACAAUGAAAUAACUUGGAAGUAAAAUAAAGUUUUGUAAAUCCUUGUUUUGUAAUGUAUAAAGAAUAUUUUAGGAGCUUUGUUAAGGUGUACACGUUAACACAGUAGUUCUCAACACUGAAAUUAGGUGACUUCUGUAAAUGUGCUUGUAUGCUGUAGUUAACGUCUGGUUUUGUGCAUAGUAAUUCUUGUUAAUCGCACUGUAAUGUGAAGUUGAAACAUGACUUAGAGCCAUCUCAGGAAACAAAUGUAUGGGUUUUGGAAAGUUUAAUUUGUUGAACAAACUCUUGAGUCACAAACUCAAUUCUGGAAUUGCUUGUUUUUAUGUUUAAAAAAUAUAUAUUUGGAUCAAUAUUAGAAAUUCCUGGAUUAUAGUAACAAGUCUGUUCAGUGACAGUUCAGGUCUAAAGGAUGCAAAACAUCAAGCUUACAUAAAUGCAAAUGUUCUUUCUGGAUCCAUCUGCUAGAAUUGUACAGAAUGAAUAACAGUUUUUGUUACACAGUUGACAUUAGUACAUGCAUAGCAUCUUUUUUUAAUCUGUUUUAUAUUUUUCAAUUAUUUUUUAUUAUUACUUACAGCAGGCAUCAUUGCCAGGAGGAUUGUUUUAUUUGUUAUAUGCUAUAUUUUUAUACUGAAAAGGAAAGCAACAAGUUGGGGGUUUUUUUAGAGCUUGUCUUUAUGUGGAAGAUCCAUGCUUAAAUACAGGAGUGAAUAUCAUAAUCUAGAAUAAAAAAGAAAUAGUUCCAGCUGCAGGCAUGUUCUUAACUUGCCAUGUUAAGCCUGCAGUAGUGAGAUACAUUUUUGUUGAACAUACCACUAUUUGUUUGUUGAUCUUGGCUUUUAAGUCAAGGUACAGUGUAAAAACUUGCUUAAAUAAAACCAUUAGUUUGGUUUUCAAAAUACAUGUGUUCUUUUAAGCUUCUUAUAUACUCCAAACAUAUUUUUGUAGUCCUGAGUCAUGGUUAGGUAGAAAAGCAUAGGAAAUCCCAUUAAACUGUUCUUAGUAAAUUGUCUUUUGCCAAGGUAGACUAGUCCUCGGUACUCUUUAUCUGUUUCAGCAUAAGAUGUUAGGUUAACACUGCCUUUGAGAACAAUUUCAAACUGUAAGGGGGGUUUAAUGUGUUGAAAUAUGCUGAGUCUCUUGUACUAUUAGGACCACAAUCUAAAGUAUGUCACUUCUGUCGUUCCCCAGUUGGCCCUGAACUAGUAUUAUGUCCAAAAAGGCUGCCUCAAGAGCUGAGAACAUAAUGCCUACUGGAUAUCAAGAAUGGUUAAAUCUUCAUCCCAGAAUCAAAAAGUGGUGCCUUAAAUGGCAGCUAUCAGUAUUGUAAUCUGUAACAGGUACCAGUGAAACUGAAAUGACAAGUUGUAGUCUUUAGAAUUUAUACAUAAGUUAAUCAGUGUCAUUGUGAAAAUUGAAGUGUAAAGUUUUCUUUCUUUUCCUUUUUUUUUUUUUAAACCUUGUGCUGUAAAGCUCACAGAAAAAAAAAAGUUGCAGUGUGCUUAACCAAGUGCCCUGUUUUGUUGCUGUUUCCCAUGUAAUUGAAUUGCAAUUUAUGUUUUGCAACAUUUGGUGAUCUUGGAGAAACAAAAAUUAUUCUGUUUAAGAGAGUUAAGUCAUGAUGUGUUCUCAGAUAUGAGAAGAGUCUGGGUUUGGAAGGGAGAAAGGAAAGGUAAGGGAUUCUUGAGAGAAAGAAGACUGUUAGAGGUGGGCUUCAUACACAGUAGCCAGCAUGAGCUACCUUUGCACAUUGCAAAGAUGGAUUUUUCCACUUUGGCAGCAUUGCAGUUGACCCAGGCAUCAAAGCCAGACUCCUCUGAUAAUAACUCCUGGAACUAGGUAUCAGACAUCAGUGAAGGUAAAUGUUCCAGAAAGAGAACUGAGGAAAUAAUCUUGAAGCACUGUUUAAUCCAUGCACACCUUCCACAAUGCCAUCUGUUAAACUGCUGCUUCAGUGCACGUCAUGAUAUGACUCAACAAUUUUAAGUACAGCUUACUGCUAAAGGCUACAGUCAUUUGGUCAAGCAUCAGCACCAAAAACUUAAAAAGGAUUCACCUUUCUGGCUUCUGGCAGAAAUUCUGUAAUUACAGUAAAAUUUAGAUAUGUCAUUGUUGAAGACCUGUAAAAUGCAUGAACACAUGUUCAGAACUAUAAAUAUAAUGUACUCAAAGCCAAUUUAAGCUUUGCCUUUCUUGCCAUGAUAUCCAGGAAGCUUAAGGACAUACAUCCUUUCCAGUUUUUUUUCCUUUUUACCAUUUGGCAAAAAUCCAAUGGAGAGAGGAUAUAUCACUUCCUCAUUUGUUAAUGAAGCCACUUCAUAGUACCAGUACCAUUCUGGAAAUAGCAUUUGAUGAUAAAAUGUAAAGCACAAAAUACAUCUUCUCUUCAUGAGCCCAUGAAACACAAAAUAGUGCUUAUGUCUUGUUAAUGAAGGGAUUCUUCUGUAAUGAGUAUAUGGACAUUGCUCUUUCUUCAACAGACUUCUUGGAUUUCAAGGUAAGUUAGCUUCUUUUUCAGAAGAUUGGGUUCACACACUUUUCCAGUCUGUUUUGUUUGCCUUGUGUUUUGACGUUCUCUUCAGUUGUUGUGAAGUGUAACUCGUGACUAACUCUUCCAGCAAAAAUUUAAUUUGCUUGUUGCUGUUUGCUCCUGUGUUUAAGAGUGAACUGCAUCACUACUACAGUAACAGUAGCAAGAACUUAAAUCAGCUGAGAACAUGUGUAAUGCAGCAACACACUGGGUAGGUAGUUACUUCAAGAUGUGCACUAUAAUAGUUCAAACUUCAGGUUAGGGUUUUCUUUCCAGCUUUAUAAUAUGGAAUAUUCAUUCUUCUGUGGCACUCAGUAUGCACAUUGAAAUUGUUAAAUUAUUUAAAAUAUUAGAAUUUAAAUUAAAAUGGGUUUUUAAAAGUUCAUGUUAAACUCCUCCUCUAGAUUAGAGGUAAUGCACUGAGAUGUGGCAUUUUCCUAAUGUCGGAGCUGUGAACACUUAACAGGUAAAAUGUGGCUGGUCAGCAGAAUGGACAACUACUCUUUCAGUCAGGUUUCUUUUCCUGUUAAGGACAUCUUUAUGUUCUCUUAACUUUACAUAAAUUAUUUUAUUAGAGAAUGUGUGUGUGGGGGGGCAUUUGAAAAAUGCAUUAUAUGGAAAUUCUACAAGUAGCUGUUCACCUUCCUUCUAAAGAAAAGUUUUUUUAUAGUGUGUUUGGUUUUCAAGCUGUGCUUCUGAGUAAUCUCACUGAAGUUAGAGGAUUUGUUCAUACAUCUGGGAUGUAUAAGUAUCUAAUGUUACAGUUUGAAAAUUCUGUCAUCCAUUUAUCUGUCAGUGCUUUUUACCAGCACGGCAGUUUAUCCUUCUGCCUAGCAAUUACUCUGAAUUUGAAUUCAUACAUGUGUUUUUUAUAUGACUGUCUUGCAAUUAAUUAAAUUCAUUCUUGUAAUAUUUUCCAAAAUUCUCAAGAGUAAAGACUAUUCUCUUUUCCCCAAAUCAAGAUUUGCUUGCCUUCCUUCUAUCUUCUUGGAACUGGUGGAGGAAGGGGAGUGUUGCCUAAACUGAUGGGUGAAGAAUUGUCUAAUGAUUUUUAUGUCUCAGGCUUUCAGAAACUUACAUACCAAUUGACAUAGGUAACUAGAUAAACUUUUUGUCUCAUUUGAGAUGGUUCAAACAAUUUUUUACAUCACAAGAAAUGAAAGAAACCAAGUUGUGUUUACACUCAACAGUAAUGUGGUUUCAGCAUUCAGUCAUUAAUUCACAACCAAAUUUUUUUGCCUAAAAUAACUUCUUGUCUGUACAUCUCAAAAGGCAAAAACUGAUUCAAUUUCAUUCUCUACCAUUUUCACUUAAAUGUGUGCUUUGCUGACAUAGAAUUUAACAAUAAUUUCUCAAUCUGAACUUCUGAAUUUUCUUUUAAAAAAUAAAUAACUCUUGAGUGUUAGACCUCAAAUCUAGGCUUCCCUUUAUUUUAGAUCUGGCAAAAAAGGCUUUAUCUCAUCCCAUUGCUUCCUUGAUGAUACUAAGAAACCUGUGCCUCCUGUGCUAGAGACAGCUGGGCAGAUGUUUGGUGUGUGGCUGCCCUUCUGUCCUAGAGGUUACCCCACCAUGCCAGUCUAGCAGGGCCCAGGGGCUGCUUAUAUGGAGACAAAUAGUAAUCCAUUUUGCAUCCCCAGCUCUGUGUGGGAUUCAAACUGCAUCAGGGGGUUGGUUAGUACACAUCCUGGAUUUUAAAUUUCAUCAGCAUUUUCUGCAGUAAAAUCACAGGUGAAUUCCACUGCUGUUGUUUCACUUGUCUGUGGCUGUUGCACGUUGUUAAACAUUUGUAUACAAGAAUGUAACUCCUGCAGCUAAAAAGGAUCAUAACAGUACAGUUCCAGAGUGAAAUUUUUAAUUCUGCUGACAGUCCUGCUAUUACAAUCUGCACCAAAAAUCUGCAUGUACUACCCUGCUUCUGUGUAGCAGUAACCUCGAUGUUUGAUGCUGUAUUAAACUACAUUUAAACCUGGUAUCCGUAUGUAUUUUGCCACAGUCUAAUUGCUGUGUAUUCGAGGUAGUUAAAAACUGUUACUGUAGAGUCAAUGAGUUCAAAUCUUUGUUGUAUGCAUGAGGAAAUUCCUAUGAGUUCAAACCACUGAACAUGAUGUCGAUGCAACUGUUAGUAUAAAUACCAGUAAAGGGAACAACAAAACCUCUUUCUGAUGCAAAUCAUUCUCUUUCCAAGCAUGACAGAGCUAAUGUUAAAACAAGGGAAGAGGAAUCAAGCUAAUUGACAGCUUCUGUGGAUGCCUGUGCAGCAUAAAGCACAAAUAACAGAGCUAACAUAAGCUUUAAAAAGCAGAUUGACAGGUAGGGAGUAGUAUCAUCAAUAAUUGGAUUGUAAGUAGCAAUUGCAGUGUUCUUAAACCACCACCUCCUGUAGCUUUAUGAAGAUUUUUAGAUUAAUGUAAAAGAAGGCUUUGAGCUGUUAACAUGUUAGAAAUUAAUAUUAUUCCUACAGUUGCAGAAGAGACUGUCUUCACCACUUGUCUGUGAAGUUUAGUUUCUUUGCUUUUUUUUUUUUUUUGAGCUGUGAAAAAACAGGAUUUAAAAAUCUCAGGGAUUGUAACAGAGAAAAGGGAAAAUUAACAUCUGCAAAUGGUCCAAGAGUACAACUUGAGUUAAUAACUAUAAGAAGGCACUGAUAUUGAUUACUUGCCAUUGCACUUUCCUAAGCCUGUUUCCCUUGUCUGUAAAUUUUUAAUAGCCUCCUGAUUUCUAUGACAAUUAAGUUACACUAAGGAAAAUUACUGGGUGGUUCAUUUCCACAUGUUGGAAAGCUGUUUGCACACUGUGGGCAACAGGUUAAGAAACCAUGAUAACUGUUUGUAAAUGAAUGAGCUGCCAAAUUGUGUCCCUGGUGGAACUGAAGACAGCUUAGACUAUCAGCUGUGUUCCUAUACCCAGAAUGGUUUCUAAAAUAAACUUCAAAGCAUGUAGAAGGUUUGUGCAAAAAAACCUUUGAAUCCCUGGUUUUAAGGUAUCUAUUGCAACUGCUUGCAUUUUUGCAUUUUGACAGUAUUUAAUUUCCUCUUGCAACAAUUUCUGCAUGUUUUAUACAUUGGCUCUCCUGUAGCCUGUAAUCCUCACUGCUGUGACAUGAGGAAGAAAUAGUUACUGUCUGUACCUUGUGAAUGUACUACUGGUAACAGCCCAGUUUAGUUUCUCUGCUAUUAGAUCAUCCCAGUAUGCAUUAACCAAACCUCUAUGGUCUUACAACUUGCUAAGUAGAUUCUAGUACAUUACUAAACAUAUCCAUAAGGCUUUGUGUACUUUAUAUUUCAAGCAAACAGUUUAAAGGGACUUAACAAAAGUGGGCUGUUUUCCUUUAUCACACACACCCCCCACCCAACUCCAUCCAGAGAAGAUAACUUAGGCAGUUUUACCCUGCCUAAGGGGGUUUUCUAUUGUCUCUUUUUCCCCCCCCUUUUUUUUCAGUACUGCCCAUACAGCAGCCAUACAUUAGGGCUCUUCUGCCUUGGUUUUCCAUGGAAAUGAGCAUACAUUCCCUGCUCUUUCCACUGAAAUAGGCUCACUCCAUGCUGCAGGGCUCUGCUGGAGGGUUUGAUGGAAUAGGAGUCAUCCAACCACCCACCACACUCACCCUUCAGUCCUGUUAGUUUACAUUCCUGGAAAUGACAGAAUUAUGACAACAAGUAAAGUCACACAGAACCCCCUGACUCAUCUAAAUGAGCCUGCAUUGGUUGAGUGAUGGACUUUGUUGUCAGAUGUGCAGUGAGAACUGUUCAACAGAGACAUGACUUUGCCAAUGGUGGCCACCAUUGAGAUUUUAAAAAAGCAACUACUGAAUGUGCAGACAAGAGGUGCUCAAAUCUCUGCUAAACAUUGCAAAUUCAGCAAUAAUAAACAGGCAAAGUCACUCUAAAAAGAAACAGAAAAAGUGUGCAAGAAGAAGGCACAAGGAAAGUGUUGUGUUGAUCCCAAUUUCUUCUGGUAGCUUCCCAACACAACCAUCUCUUAAAUACUUCUAUUUCCACUAAAGAGAUCCUCAUUGAUGCUACACCAAGUUGGAUGGAAGAAAACUACCUCAUGAAAGCAUAAAACCAGGUAUUGCUCCAGCAGCCACAGGCUCUAUUAAGGUUUUUUAAUCCAUGAAGGACAAGAAAGCAGAUGUGCAUUUCUGAGAGAAAUUAGUUUGGUGGGCAGCAGAAAUAAAAAGGUUGUCUGCCUAGGAACCUCUCCUAUUCAAUAUACUUAAUCAUUUACUGCCAGUUAAAAAAAAUUUCAAAUUUAGUCCAGCACUAGUUACUUCAGUGCUAAUUUCUACUUCGAUGCUUUUGAACAGCCCUGAGAUCUGCUACAGAGUGACUGCUUUCAGUCUUGAAACUUUUCAAUGAGCAGAAGGAAAAAGCAAGGUUCUGGUGUCAUUCUAACUGUAUUAAUGUAUCAGAGAAAACCAGCAGAAAAAUGUCUAGUCAAAGCAUAUGGCUUUAGCAGCAACUAGUCUGUUUCUAGGUAAGCAUCCCAAAAUAAAUAAUCCUGUCUGGGGCCUGGCAAGGAUGAUCAGUUCAGCUGACUUGCCCCUCCAGCACCUCCUGGCAUGGAGACAAUCCAGUGAGGGGGUCUGCACAUUCAAAAACACACCAUUUGCACGAGUCAUUCUCAGUCAUAUGUAAUAUCACAAAGCAUCAGCACAGAACGUGGGCAAGAGUCCAGGACAGGUUAAAAGUGUCCCCAUAAGGGACACAAAAGGGUAGAAAGCUGAAGAAAGGUAAGACCUGCAUUCAGUCUCUCACUGUUUCUUCACAGGAUCCACAACAUUUUGGCCAAGCCUUGCAUUUUCUCUGGAGUCACUUUCCACCAGUUAUUCCCAUUGUGCUUUCUGUGGCUGACACUUCUCUCUUAAAAGAUUUCCACUCUUUUGUGACUUAAACAACCCAUAAAAUUUUAAUUUUUAAUAUAUUGAUUUAUUAUAAAAUAAACAUUGAAUUUAUUAUUCAUAGCUAUGUGUAUCUCAAGAUGAUUUUUCCAUUCUUAACCAUCACUGUUCCACUAGUUCUGACAAAGAAAAUACAAAUGUUUUCAAAUCAUAGAGAUUAUAAUUUAAUAGUUUAAAAUGUGUUUUAAACUAAACUUCCUGAUGGCUGGAACAAGAAAUUUAAUUCCAGUGAGCUUUUUCAACAGUGAAUCUCAGGAUGGGAGCUGCCAGUGACUAUCUUUUCUAUAAUAAUGUUGCAACAUCAACUGCAAAGCUAUUUACAAAGGUUCUUCAAUCUGUAACACAUCUGUUUUUUCUGCCUGCAGUUUUCACACUCCUGCUUCAUUAUUUUUGUCCUGAGGUCAUGAUGAAUUUUUGGUUAUUAUUGUUUCUUUUUACUAGUUGCAAGUUUUAAGGAUCUUUCAAAAUGGUAAAGAAAAAUUUGUUUUAAAGUUCCAAGUACUAUUUAUACAUAUUGAGUCCCAGAGAGUGAGUGAAAUUAAUAACUUGGAUGAUUCUAGUUGUGAAGAGGUAUGGGAUAUAGACCUUCUCAGUAUCCAUAAACUAAAGCAUCAGUGAAAUACACUUUUUACUCAGAAAUGCUUCACAGAUUUUAUCAAAUCCCAAACAAAUCUCACUGUCCGUGGUAGAGAGAAGCAUAUCCUGUGAAAUCCUGCACAAUGUUACAUCUGAACCUCACCUGGCAACUCCCACAUAAAACCACCAGUUCUGUUUAAACCACAAGGAAGGACACUUGAUAUUUAAAGAUUUGCCUUUGUGGUAUCCCAGGCAGAAAGAAUUAAAACAGUUCACAGCUUUUUCUUGGAAUUUCCUUCUCGUCUCUAGAGAGGUGUGUUCUGGAGUCAUGUAAACACAGACAUCUGCUUGCUGUCACUUCAUCCUUUUUUUAAAUUCAUAAGAAUAGGAAGAACCCCAGAGGGAGUUCCAGACCAGGCCACUUUCAGCCACCAGCCCUCCAUGCCUUUAUCCAGUAACAAGGCAGAUGAAGUGCUGGGGCUCAUACAUAUUUCAUGAACCUUCUGGCUACAAGUUUUGUUAAACUUUGAAGUUAAUAAUACAAUUCAUUCUGUCUGAAAUUAGUAUAAAACCAAAUUUAUUUUUCAUAUGAAAAGUAUACAAAAUUGUACCAUUUUUAUACACCUAAAGUGUGUAAAGGAAAUUGUGAAAUACUGUAAGCUUAUGGUAAGAAGACCAUUAAACUAGAGUUGCUAUCUAAAAAACAAAAAAGUUUUCUAGGCAAAGUCAGGGAUUUUAGUGGAAGCCUCUCCAUAUCUUGUGCUUCUGUUUGGCAGUACAAACAACCUCUUUCUAUCAGAGUUAGAAAUCAGGACUCAUCUUCUAAUUACUUUGCCUCUGUUACUCCACACAGGCAAACUGUUACUCCUGAGCAGAGAACAGUGAUUCACAGUUGUAGAAAGAGCUUUAAUCUCUAUAUCCUGCUUAACAGAAAUUCACCUUACAGAUGGAAACAUUGCUUUUAAUAUAAAGCCAAACCAACACAUUAAUUGUAUUUCAUUAAGCAUCACAUCAGUCUUCAGACGGGGUAAUGUUAUUAGUCCAGCAUUUUGCAUAUAGGAAAAUGAAUGAAUACCAAGAGGAGAUGUCUUGCUUAAGCCUUAUUAUUGUUUAGUGGCAGAAGAGAACCUGGUGCUUUCUGCUCUCCCUAUUGCAUUCCCUAAUCAAUAACAUUUUCAGAUUAAUUUUCAAAUGCAUUGCCUUCCUGGGAGGAGGGAUGCCAGCAGAAAGUCAGCCAUGGUUUCCUACACAUGCUAAUGAUACAUGGUAGCUGUUUAAUUCUGUGAGCAUCUCUCACUCUCUGCUAUAACUGUUCAUUAAAUGUUCCAAAUUCUGACAGAGCUCUGAAAAUAACUCCUUGAUUUCCUUCAAAUCUACUAUAGAAAAUACAAAUAGAAACAGCUUUUAACAAAAGAAUAAGGACUUAGAAUACAUGAGAAUUUCCAUGAUUUCUUUGAUAAUCUACGUUUGUGUACUUCACAGAUCUCCAGGAGAGAGUCUUCUGUGGCCAAAAUAUGUAUGCCAAAUUAUACAUAACUUUUUUUAAUGGAAGGUAGUUUCAUUAAAAACCCCCAACAUUCUGUUUAAAAGGGAAAUUCUGACACUGGAGAAUUAAAUGGAAAUCCCAGCUGAAGUUAACAGGGGUUCUGGUUUUUGUCCUUAGUCUGAACUAAAAUCUGCAAUGACAGCAGGAACAAUUUCAACCUAAGAUAAUAGUUUUAAGUUUUCAGUCACAACACCAUAGCAUUGGAGGUCACAAUCUCCUUAGAAAAGGAAUAUUUACUCUCUUGAAUUUCACUGCAUAUGGAAAUGAUUUAUGCUGUAAUCACAAGCAUAGGCCCUUCCAGUGGAAGAUUCUCAAGCAAUUAUCACAGAGCAAAUCAGUCUUUAGCUCACUAGGCAUUAAUUUAACAAGACCUUUUUUAUUUUUUAAUGACCAGUAUCUUCAUAACUGAUUGAUGCCUAAUCUGGUGCAGCACCUGCUCUUUCAAUCUCCUGUGGUUCAGCUUUUCAGAUUAAUGAAUCAGAAAGACAAUUGUGACGGUAUUAUAAAAUGUAUUGUAAUAAACUUUCCAUGCUUCAAAACAGAAAAAUAAUCCACAAAUUGAUUUCCAGAGUUGAGGUUUCAGGAUCUGAAUGGUUUUUUCACUGGGGACUCUUUUUGGACAGGAGCUUUAAGUGACAUCAUCAUUUUCUAAAGCAUAGAACUGCCACCAUAAUCAUAAGUCUUUUCAUGCAUUUUAUUUUUUAAAAGCUACAGAAAAUCAAGCCUAAAAAUGUCAAUGCAUUCCAGAUAGUGGUCAAACUGUGCAAAUGCUGAAUUUAUAUUCCAGCAAUAUGUAAUACUUCACAUGAUAUAGAUGAUGUUUUGCGAAACACGGGGUGAAUAAUACAAGUGUUACAAACCUGAUUUCCUGCUUUUUAUGACUACUUACAGAGUGCUUAAUGACAACUUGAGGCAGCUUUUGCCUUCCCAUUUCGGAACAGUUUUAGAACUGCUUUGAAGAACAGUAGGAGCUGCCAGCUUCCCCAGUGCACUCUGGAGCAUCCUAGCAAUAAGAAAUCUAAUCCCAGUUGUUGGGUCUGUUUAUAUGCUGAUGAAUUUAAUAAUGCUGUGGAUGUGUUCUCUCUCCUGUCCUGUGAAAUCCUUCAACAGUUAGACGACUUUUCAAGGCAUUAUACAACCAAGUGGUGCUUUCUUGGAAAGAGGGUGGAGCCCAUGUCCUGUUAAACACUCUGCAGAGCAAAAAAAGUGCUUGUGGAUUUUACCUGUUGAUUUUGUCUUGUCAAACUGUUGUCUCUACAUUGGGUAGAAACUUGGUCAGUCAUCACCAUUUCCUAUAGCAGGAGCUAUUUAAAAUAUCCAUCACACUUAAAACACAAUAAAUAGAUUCCCUCCAAUUGAGUGUCUGUGAAGCAUCUAUAUUUGAUGUUCUUUCUAUUCUGCAUAUGAAAUCCUGACUUGUUCCUGUUAACUGCAGCCUCUUAUGUUGUAAGAAGAAGGUUUUAGACAUUAUUUUUAUGUAGUCAAUAUAACUGAUCCCUCUCAUUCUCAUAGCAUUUUUCUUCCGAGUUCUGUAGAGGAAAUGGAUGAUUUCACCUAAAUUUAAACUACCAGAUUCCUUAUUUCAUUAUGGACUGCAGUGACUGUAUUUAGAUCAGUUGGAUGCUCCUGACUCCCCUUCUGCUCUUGCCACUGCAAACAUGUCAUAUAGAUUAAACAUUUAGACAGAAACAUACUUUAGCCAAGACAGGAGGAAGCCUCAUAUUGGGACUGCAACUCAAACUAUCAGAUAUUUUUAGAACUUGAUGGAAAUACUUAUUCAGUGCUUUGAUUUACAGCUUCCCAUGAUGAUUACAAUACAAAAGUUCCAUAACACUGAAACCUUAAUACAGGACUGAGGAAUGAAAAAGAAAAAAAAACAAAACAAAACAAAAACCAAACAGUGGAAGAGGCUGCAAGGUAGAAACAAAUGUCAGGCACUUUAAGUAAAGUAUGCAGAAUGUUUCCCUGGAUAUGAAGAAACAAUUUGCAGUCUAGCAAUUGAGACUAGCAAGAAACACCUAAACCAAAACUGACCUGGAGCUUUCCAGAUCAUUUGAAAGAGAAGGUCAUCUCCAAUUCACCUGAUGCUAGAAGCUGAAACAGGGUUGAUAGAAUAGCUCUGCAAAGUUCUCUUGGAUUUGUUGGCUGUUUUGUCAUUAUUCCCAAAAGGCAACAUUGUCAUGGCAAGUACAGUUUGGAAAUAAAAAUUAUUACUACUA
Molecule: messenger RNA, 12985 nt
Organism: Parus major (Great Tit)
Lineage: Eukaryota; Metazoa; Chordata; Aves; Passeriformes; Paridae
Gene: MPLKIP
Product: M-phase specific PLK1 interacting protein
Exons: 2
Coding region: 96-836 (246 amino acids)
Cellular component (GO): nucleus; midbody; centrosome
Source: RefSeq, a predicted model, not a curated record